AAAUGUGCACCAGUUCAUGAUGAUGUCAGGGAUUUAUGACUGAGGACGUUUGUUACACAGUAAACCUGUCGCUCCUCCUAUAAAUGCUUCAGUCAUAUCAACACACACAGACUGACUAUUACACAAGUCGAUAGUAUCCUGAACUUCUGAGACACCGGUGAAGAUUCAAAGACAAUGCAAUUAGAUGAUGUGGAGUUAGAAAAAUAUGCGGAAACGUCAUCCCGUGAGAGCAAGACGGCCACAGACAGCCCAAAACUUCUGUCACACUCUAUUGAAGAAAUACUGAAGAAACCUGUCAACAAGACACUUAAAACAUCUGGUUGCACACAGACCAAGAUAAAGACGGAUGCUCCAAAAAUCACUCCAUACACAGCUCGAGGGUCCGGUCGCAGACGAGUGAGGACCACGUUCACCGUGAUCCAGCUGGAGGAGCUGGAGAGAGUUUUUCAGGAAACACAUUAUCCUGACGUUCACACCAGAGACCAGCUCGCCUGUCGAACGCAGCUGUCUGAGGGAAGAGUUCAGAUCUGGUUCCAGAACCGGCGGGCGAAGUGGAGACGCAGUGAAGCUAAAGCAGCACACACACCUCUGACAGUGCUGAGAGAUGCAGAACACACUCACCUCCAGACUCCUGCCCUCUGUGUUCACUACCUGAGUUUUCACCAGAAGCUCUGGCUGCCGGAGUCGAUCUGUCCUCGCAUUGGUUCUCCUGAACUCGUCACACUUCAACACGGUUCAUACUUCUGACCUCAUCCCCUUCAUGGGCCACUGCCAAACAGACAUUUUCACAAGAUCAAGGAUCCUUUCUGUGAAUAAAAGGACACAUCGUGUCUUGUUUUAUAUCGACUGUUAACAGCUUUUCCCUCAUGUGCUUUCUAUUUAAGAA
This is a messenger RNA of Carassius auratus (goldfish), 886 nucleotides long. RefSeq names its product paired mesoderm homeobox protein 2. The transcript is spliced from 4 exons. Gene Ontology annotation, biological process: regulation of transcription by RNA polymerase II. The coding region runs from base 175 to 747 and encodes 190 amino acids. Gene Ontology annotation, molecular function: RNA polymerase II transcription regulatory region sequence-specific DNA binding; DNA-binding transcription factor activity, RNA polymerase II-specific. The record is from RefSeq and is a predicted model, not a curated record. Lineage: Eukaryota; Metazoa; Chordata; Actinopteri; Cypriniformes; Cyprinidae.